Messenger RNA from Pogonomyrmex barbatus (red harvester ant), 2138 nucleotides. RefSeq names its product ionotropic receptor 75a-like. NCBI's taxonomy places the organism in Eukaryota, Metazoa, Arthropoda, Insecta, Hymenoptera, Formicidae. The record is from RefSeq and is a predicted model, not a curated record.
UACUUUUUCCAUGGCGAUAUGCAUAAUCUGAAAUUGAAGCACGGUGGAACGUAUGUGACAUUCCUUAUUGUUUUAUCACUUAGUUGUAAUUAUGUUAAUGCGGGAGAUAGCGAUUUUAUUCACGAUUAUUUCGUGAAUAAGACAGUGCGAAAUGUUGUGGGAUUCUCUUGCGGAAAUUUCACAAAUGAUUUCUAUUUCAUGAAAUCAUUAAGCAGAGCGGGUAUAUUCACGAUCAUUCGAAAGCACGAUACAAGUAUCAAUUUAUGACGGUUUUUGAACACCGAGGCCUGGAGUCUGGGAGUCGUCGUGGAUUUGCGUUGUCAUAAUGAGAGCGCCGUGGCCAUCUUUGCCGAGACUUCAAAGUAUCGUAUGUACGAUUACUCGUAUCACUGGUUGGUCUUGGGAUCGAAGUUGAAUAGCAGCGUGUCGCUUCUGAACGACAGCGCUUACAGUAUAACGACCGAUUUCGUGCUCGCAAUAACAAAUGGUACCGGUUAUGAUCUUUACGACGUUUUCAAUCAUUGCAAAUAUCGAGGAGGUACAUUGAAUGUGACAAGACUGGGCUCAUGGCGACGAGAGGAAGGUCUCAUUAUCACCCUGACCCAACCAUUGAUCGAGAGACGAGCUAAUAUGCACGGCAUGACGUUGAAGAUAUCGGGCGUGAUACAAUAUAGACCGAAGAAUAUGCGGUUGGAAGAUUAUAUGCAUGACAUUAACACCAGAUCUCUAGAUAGCAUGCAUAAGUUCUUGUACGCGAUGAUAUCUCAUACUGCCGAUCUCUUCAAUUUCAGUGUACACGCUUCAGAGAUAAUUUAUUGGGACCGUCACAGCGUGCAUGGUUUGAUAUUCGAGAUAUUACGAGCAAAUUACAUCGAUUUUGGCAGUAAUCCCAGAAUUAUGGUGUCCGAGAGAUUAGAUUAUGCUAGUCUUAUUGGUGCGGCAUGGCCGAUUCGACCUUGCUUUAUGUUGCUGUCCACCUCAUCGAAUAAAAUCAAGCUCGAGAUCUUUUUCAAGCCAUUUGCACUUCAUAUUUGGUACCUGUAUGCCGUGUUUGCGGUGUUUUUCAUGUUCGUAAUGAGAGUAAUAAUGAAACGCGAAGAGACGAGCAGGCCAGAGAAAUACUCUGGUGCUAUAGUCCUUACUAUUGGCAUUAUAGCUCAACAAGGCGCAAAUUUUUUCCCUGAACGUAUCCCUGGUCGUAUCGCUCUCCUGCAGAUCAUUCUCUUCAACUGGAUCAUGUAUAACUAUUACUCGGGCAGUAUAGUAUCGGCUCGUUUGAGCGAGCCGCUCGACAUGAUGGAAGAUGACGUGAUCGUCCUCGCGGAUAGCAAUCUGAAAAUUGCCGCGGAAGCUGUGCCGUAUUUGAAUUACUUUCUAUAUAAACUCAGUUCGGAAUCAAAUUACUUCAGGAAAAAGCGCUGGGAUCCUCUGCCGGAAUCGAAGCGAUAUUUGCCGAUAGAAGAGGGUAUGAAGCAGGUCAGUGAAGGAAUCCUGGCUUAUCACACGGAUCCGAACACGGCAUAUCCCUACGUAGAGAAAUUUGAUCCGAGCAAGAUCUGCGCUCUGACGGAAAUCCAUCUAUUCAAACAAUCCGUCAUGGGUAUGUACGCCAGUCACAACGGUCAAUUCACCGAGAUAGCGAAAAUCGGGCUGUCCAAGAUGUUCAACACCGGGUUACGCGACCGGCAGAUAAAGUAUUGGUCGAGCAGGAAGCCUCAAUGCCAGCUCGAUACGUUGUCCACGAGAAGUAUAUCCAUAUACGAGACCGCUCCGGCUUUGAUUUUAUUAUCUUUCGGUGUGCUUAUUGGAUGCUUCAUAUGCAUCAUCGAGAAUAUCGUCUAUCGAUUCAUGAAAGAAGAAAUGCUGAGACGAUUGAGUAGCGGCGAUGCGGAGGAGAGGAUGGCCGGCACGAGCAAACACAAUUUACCCGAAUGAAACUGUCUCGCCUUGGAAAGUAAAAUAUUCAUGAGUUCGUUCGUGCGUUAUAAUUGGUACAUUCGUUAGUGUCUCGUUAUCGUAUAUUUAUUUCAUGCGGUGGAGAUAGCACACGUUAUAAUUUUUCCCAGUCGCUCUAAUAAAGCGACUAAUGCUUCAAUAAAGCUGUGAAUUCACUUUGCAUCACAGAAUAGUCCACCGAG